ACAGUUUGUAGGUCGUCUGAGGAUGCCCGUGCUAAGCCCGUUGGAAUUUCGUGAUUGUGUUGUGGAUAGUCCAAACUUCAGAAAAGCUUUGUCAGACCAUGAGGCUGACUUAAAAACGGCGAACAGAAAAGUUAAAAAUGUAUUGGUGAACACCAGAAGAGUGUUUGAAGCUAUGGAGAAUUUGAAUCAAGCAUUUCUCGAUUAUGCUGAAUCAUUGAAUGACUUUUCCGCGUAUGCUCACGAAUCCACGUGUAUAUCACAGACAACAGAAAAUGAACUUUGUGAAACCGAUGAUGAUAGAACAAUUAAAAAUGCACUAUCUGUCUAUGCAACCAUCAUUAAGAAUGUUGAAGAAGCUAGACGGACAAUGAUUCAACCGAAUAAAGAAGUUGUUUUGAAUGAGCUUGCAGAGUUACGAUCUAUGUGGUUGGGUGGUCAAAAUACUAAUGCAAAAGUAUUUCAGAAAGAAACAAAGAAUUUCUGUCAAUAUCUUGAAAAAUAUACCUCAAUCAAAUCUAAAGAAUACACAGAAGAUAAUGAUGCAAAAAUGAUUCAAGAGCGUAAAAAUUAUAUCAGUAAAGCAUUUGAAUAUAUUUCGAAUAUAAAUGAAGCGCAUGAAUUGAAGAAAUCGAAAUUUGUACAGACAAUAAGCUUGGUAAUGCGAAUGUUGUCAAAUUUCUAUCAUCAAGCAUUUGAACAAUUCAAGGAUUCAUCACAUCAAAUUAGUCAAAUUCUACAAGCAGCACAACGUUCUAGUGAAAACUAUGAACAAAUCAGUGUAGAAACAAAAACGCUGACUGAGAAACUACUCAACACACCUUGGGAACAGAUACAGUCAACUAAUUCGACAAAUACACGUGAAGGAUAUGUCUUUGUAGCUACAAAAAAAGCUGUUGUAACAGUUUGGACAAAAAAUUUCUGUACAUACAAUCGUAACAGUAAGAUAUUAAAACUUACCCCGUACACUCAAUAUCAGGAUGCAGAUAAUAACACUGAAACAUUGAAUGUGUUAUCGUGUAGACGACGGUCGAAUGAUUCAAUUGAUCGACGCUGGUGUUUUGAUAUUGAAGUACCUAAGAGAAGUAGUCCAAUCACCCUACAGGCACAGUGUUUAGAUGAUCUACACGAAUGGCUAUUGGUAAUGGAUGGAAAAGAACCGAUUUACGAUGAUAGAAAAGUUUGUGUUCAAGAACCAGAUGCAAUUGAUAUAAAUGAAAAAAGUUAUGAAUUUUUGCGUAAUCUUAUUCAAGCCAUUGAAAAAAAUGGUAUUCAGACUGAAGGGAUAUACAGAACGUGUGGAGUGAAGUCUAAAGUCUCUGGACUAAUUAAACAAGCUUUGUCUUCGUCGGGCAUAUCGAAGACAACUUUGUUAAAUUAUGAAUUAUGCGUCCUGACUGGUGCGCUGAAACAUUUCAUUCGACAAUUGGAAACACCAAUUAUGACAUUUCAGCUACAUGAUUCAUUUAUGUCUGCAAUGAAACGUGAUCAUGCCUAUCGAUUAUCAGAACUUAGUGCAUUAUUGAAAUUGUUACCACCAGAAAAUCAAAAAAUUUUGGACUUACUCAUUGGACAUUUAUCAAGAGUUGCCUCGAACAGUCAUUUAAAUCAUAUGAAUCCAAGUAAUUUGGGCAUUGUAUUCGCACCAUCAUUAUUUCGUUCACGUGAAGAAUCUGUCGCAGCGAUAAUGUCCACGAAAUUUGCUUCCACUGCUGUUGAAUUGAUGAUUAUCAACUAUUCAAGUCUAUUUCCUAUUCAUUCGUCUAAGAUAUUAGCACCAGUGCAUAAUUCAACUUCAUCAGAGACUACACCGAAUGGAACAUCUACUGAUACUAUUACUACUCCUGCUGAAUAUACUACUAAUAACUAUUGUCCUGUGAGUAGUAUUAGUAGUAGUAGUGGUGGUGUGUUAACAACAAGUAGUCAAUGUAGCAGUCAUGCAAUGAUGAAUGGUGAAAAUAUCAUAGAACCUGUUUAUACUACUCCAGUUAUUGGUAACGGUCAUUUACCCAAUCAGUUACUGCAUAGAUCAGAAAACCUGUUCACUUCAUUCAUUCGUGAAAAAUACUCAUCUCAAACAUCUAUACAAUCGUUCCAGUCAUCAUCAUCCACGUUUACAUCCUCCUCCUUAUCCUCAACUAACCCAACAACCACAACAGCAACAACAAUCCCAACUCCAGCAACAACAACAACAACAACCAGAACAACAACAAACACAUUAACACAUUCAUCUUCAACGAAUAGUAGUUCAUCUAGUCUCCCGAUCGCAUUACAAAUCCUCCAUGAUGAUGAUGAUGAGAAUGGUGAUUAUGACUAUAUUUAUGAUAAUUGUCUUGAUCCUGAACAGCCCAUCAAUAAUCAACAACCAAAUAAACAGAAUUUAAUGAAUGGUAAAAUUGUAAAUCUUUCUACAUUUAUCCCGUCUACAACUGCUACUGCUAUUUCUACAAUUACAACUACUACUACCACUUCGCCAUCAUCUUUCUCUCAUGUUUUUCAGCAUUUAAUCGAUCCAUUACCACCGCCACCACCAAAACCGCGUACAUCAUUACGUUCAAGCGUAAAUCCUUCAGUUCAUUUGACUGUGACGCAAUCAUUUAAAAAACCGCCGCCACCUCCUCCACCAACCACAAUAGCUCCAUUUUCACCAUCUCAACAACCCAAACAAACCUGUAUAAAUGUGACUCCUCAUAAAAUGUCAGCAUCAUCAUCAUCAUCAAAACUUCCUUCAGCGCCUCAAAAAGCUUCCUCUACGCCUACUGUUACUCCUAUGACUGCUGCCGCUGCUGUUGUUGUUGUCGCCCCUUCUACUAAUAAUACCAUCUCUUCAUUAAAUCAUGAAAACUAUUCAUUAUCAUCAUUUCAAAGUAACCCGUCGUCUUUAGGUGAAUAUUUUGAUAAAGAAAAUGAUACUACUGAUGAUUCUUUGAGUUUGUUAGCUGAUGAAUUUAGUCGGUCAACUACAUCUUCUGCGAAUACUGAUCAUUGACACAUACACACAAUUGGUAAGUCUGUCCUUUAUCUCAGUAUUAUUUCUCUGUAUUUUUGGAAAUAUUUUUGUUAAUGUUGAAUAAGUAACUCGGACCAACAAAUUUGUAAUAGUUUAGUAUCAUUCAGACUGAAAUGUUAAGUGUGACUGACUGACUGACUGACUGACUGACUGACUGACUGACUGACUGACUGACUGACUGACUGACUGACUGACUGACUGACUGACUGACUGACUGACUGACUGACUGACUGACUGACUGGUUUCAAUGUAGGAUUUUGCACAAAUGUGCAGCAGUUCGAGUUCCCACUCUCGCUCCAUGUAGCACGUAAACCAACAGAAGAGAGUAAAGAGAGAUUCAAAAAAGAGAUAAUAAACACAAGUGUGAGGGAAAAGAAUCGUAAUAUCGAAGAACAAUAUAGUUUCAUUGGAUAUUAUAAAUCACAAAGAGUAGGUGUAUCUGCGCCAGCCAUUACUGAGAACGAUUUUGAGCCAUAUCAUCCACUCAAUGUCUCCAGCUAUCAUUGGUUUUUACCUUCCUGAGGACCUCAACCACGAAGUCUACACCUUCCUACAUGGGUGGCUGAUUUAAACUAACUGUUGUGAAUUUCAUUUACUAAUGAAGCCAUGUUUUGGUUUGAUCACCUUGUGCUAGCGCUUUUCCAACCUGAUCCAUCUUAUGUCAGUGGCUAACACUGCCCGUCGAGGAAGGGGAUCGAUGGCUAGACUACCAUGUGUAACACAUGUCCUAACCAUCUCAGUCGGUGUAACUUUACAGCGUCGUCGAUUGAUUUCUCCUCCUUACCUAGCACUCGACCGAUGUCUCACUUCAGUAUUACCCAUACUAUUAUAUCUACCACCUAACACACACGCGAGGUAGAACGCAGAUACGUAUGAUCAAAGGCAGCUAGCCAGGCUUUGUAUGUCUUCAACUUUCAAUGGCCAUGUCUCACUCACAGCCAGCCAUAAUGGAAGGUGGAGUGAACUGUUUAGCAGUACACACGACCUUUGGUGGACAACCAACCAGAUAUCACGUUUACUAAGCCAGAGACGGCGUAAACUGUCAUAUUUGUGCGUCGGUGGCACAGUGGUUAGGACUCUCACCAACCAUGCACAUGGUCCGAGGUUCGAUCCCCUGCCGACGCACACCUGAUAUCUAUGGUCGGCCUGCAAAAUUUAGGCUACCGAUAUCCAUGCUGAAAAUUCCAUACUUGUACCACAUAUACAGUGUGGAAUCAAGCUGUAAUC
This is a messenger RNA of Trichobilharzia regenti, 4234 nucleotides long. NCBI's taxonomy places the organism in Eukaryota, Metazoa, Platyhelminthes, Trematoda, Strigeidida, Schistosomatidae. The record is from the annotation of a GenBank genome assembly.